GCGGGGCCCCGGCAGGCGCCGGGGGCGGUCGGCAGAGCACCGUUAGGGCUGCCCGGCGCCGGGCCAGCGCCCCUGAAAGCGGCGUCUCGUCCCCUGCCACCGCCCAGGCCUCGCCGGCGCCCUCCCGCUGGUACCAACGCACUCCCGAGUGGCAGAGAGCCACGCUGGAUCCGGACGAGGGAAGGACGUUUAGUCAGCAGUCUGGUAACUGGAUCUCCUGGGAAGAGAAGUUCUUAAAGAGUAAGAAGGAAGCAUUUUUCAAUUUGGAACACUUCUCUGCAACUGGAAAUGGGGAAUGGACUGUCAGACCAGACUUCUAUCCUGUCCAGCCUGCCUUCAUUUCAGUCCUUCCACAUUGUCAUCCUGGGUUUGGACUGUGCAGGAAAGACAACCGUGUUAUAUAGGCUGCAGUUCAAUGAAUUUGUAAAUACCGUGCCUACCAAAGGAUUUAACACGGAAAAAAUUAAGGUAACCUUGGGAAAUUCUAAAACAGUCACUUUCCACUUCUGGGAUGUAGGUGGUCAGGAGAAGUUAAGGCCACUGUGGAAGUCAUACACCAGAUGCACAGAUGGCAUUGUGUUUGUCGUGGACUCUGUUGAUGUUGAAAGGAUGGAAGAAGCUAAAACUGAACUUCAUAAAAUAACAAGGAUAUCAGAAAAUCAAGGGGUCCCUGUGCUUAUAGUUGCUAACAAACAAGACCUGAGGAACUCACUGUCUCUCUCAGAAAUUGAGAAAUUGUUAGCAAUGGGUGAACUGAGCUCAUCAACUCCCUGGCAUUUGCAGCCCACCUGUGCAAUCAUAGGUGAUGGACUCAAGGAAGGACUUGAGAAACUACAUGAUAUGAUAAUUAAAAGAAGAAAAAUGUUGCGGCAACAGAAAAAGAAAAGAUGAAUGGUGAUACCUUUUAUAUCUGUGUGGAGUAGGUUUUCUCUGGUCUGAUUUUGACAAAUGGAAGAGUGUCUUCAGCCUGGUCUGCCUGCCUGCCUUCCUGGAUGCUGUUAAAGCUUUGUUUUGUUGAACAAUCGGAUGUCCAACUCUGUUGCCUUUUGGAAGAUGAGUAAAUGCAGUGCUUCUUAAAAUGGUCUCUUCUCCCUACCCAACAAAUCUUCUGGUACUGCCAUUUUGGGAAGCGAAGCAAGGAUAGAAAAUUGACCAGAAAACAGUUGGGGAAAUUUGACCUGAAGUUAGUGAAAUAAAACUUUGAAGAUUG
Bubalus bubalis (water buffalo) is the source of this 1210-nucleotide messenger RNA. RefSeq names its product ADP ribosylation factor like GTPase 4A (gene ARL4A). Bases 289 to 891 code for a protein of 200 amino acids. Gene Ontology annotation, biological process: vesicle-mediated transport; intracellular protein transport. The record is from RefSeq and is a predicted model, not a curated record. The transcript is spliced from 2 exons. Gene Ontology annotation, molecular function: GTP binding; GTPase activity. Gene Ontology annotation, cellular component: cytoplasm. NCBI's taxonomy places the organism in Eukaryota, Metazoa, Chordata, Mammalia, Artiodactyla, Bovidae.